Molecule: messenger RNA, 2444 nt
Organism: Coregonus clupeaformis (lake whitefish)
Lineage: Eukaryota; Metazoa; Chordata; Actinopteri; Salmoniformes; Salmonidae
Gene: angptl3
Product: angiopoietin-like 3
Exons: 6
Coding region: 149-1543 (464 amino acids)
Biological process (GO): phospholipid catabolic process; cholesterol homeostasis; phospholipid homeostasis
Source: RefSeq, a predicted model, not a curated record
GAGACAGAGAGGGGGAGGGAGAGAGAGGUAGAGGGAGAGACUGAGUGAGAAGUCCAGACAGAGUAGGUCAGAACAGAGGAAGAAGAGAGUGAAAGCAAUAGAGAGAGACCACUUCUUGUUGUCUUCUUGCACACAGAGAUAUUUAACAAUGAAGCUCAUCUGCCUCUUGUUCCUGGUCCUGGUGGUUCUGUCUGUAGCCCAGGCAGCUCCUCGGGACUCCUCCAGGGUCUAUCCCACCGUACCCUCUCAACUCCAGCCCCAGACGCAGCCUCCAGCCGAGGCCAAGUCCCGUUUCGCUAUGCUGGACGAUGUCCGUCUCCUGGCCAACGGUUUGCUCCAGCUGGGUCAGAGCCUCAGGGAGUUCGUCCACAAGACAAAGGCCCAGAUUAACGAAAUCUUCCAGAAGCUGACCAACUUUGACCGCUCCUUCUAUCAGCUCUCCGUGGUCACCUCAGAGAUCAAGGAGGAAGAGGAGGAGCUAAAGAAGACCACCACGUUCCUGAAGGCCAACAACGAGGAGAUCCGGAACUUGUCACUGGAGAUCAACACCAAGAUCAAUAGUAUUCUGCAGGAGAGGAGCCUGCUGCAGAGUCAAGUAGGGGGGUUGGAGGAGAAGCUGAAGGGACUGUCUGAGAGCAUGAUGCCGAAAGAGCAGCUCAGUGAGAUCAAGUCACUCAAGGACGUGAUUGAGGCUCAGGAGACGACCAUCACUGACCUGCUGAAAGCCGUGAGGGAGCAGCACCAUCAGCUCAACCACCAGAAAACUAAGAUCAAGACUCUGGAGGAAAAGAUCAGCAUCAAUCAUUUCCAAGACACGACUGACAAAGCAAUGGGUUCCGACUCAGAGAACCCAGACAUGUUUGAGUACCUGACAGGCAACUCCACUGGUGAGGACACAGACCUACCCGUGGACUGCAGUGAUCUUUUUAACAGAGGAGAGAGGAACAGCGGGGUGUACCCCAUCAAGCCAAAUCAGUCUGAGCCUUUCAGUGUGUACUGUGAACUGACCUCCGGAGGAGGUUCAACAGUCAUCCAGCGCAGGGAGGAGGGGUCCGUGGAUUUUGACCAGACAUGGGAGAAGUACGAGAACGGAUUUGGGGAUCUGGAAAGAGAGUUCUGGCUGGGCCUGAUAAAGAUCCACAGCCUGGCUGGUCAGGGUGACUCUAUCCUGCGUAUUGAGCUGGAGGACUGGAAGGAGGAGAGGAGGUCAGUAGAGUACCAGUUCACCCUGGAGGGCCCCCAGACCCACUACACCCUCCACCUCACCCACCUGUCAGGUGACCUGCCUGACGCCAUGGGCAACCACACCAGCAUGAUGUUCUCCACCAUGGACCGAGACAACUACAACCACCAGGACUCAAACUGUGCCAAAAACUACACAGGUGGCUGGUGGUUCAACGCCUGUGGUGACACCAACCUGAACGGCAGGUACAUGUGGCUGAGGUCAAAGGGUCGUUCCAUGAGGAGGAAAGGGAUCCAAUGGAAACCUCUGGGCACCUCCUACUCCCUCAAGACCACCAAGAUCUCCAUACGACCCGCCUGAACCCGUCCCCCUCGCCUCAAGUUUCCACUAACCCUUCUAUUCCUUCCAUUACAACUCGUUGGCAUGGUGACAGAUAUGCCCCCCUCGCCCAGAACAUUAAAAUUGACCACCCCACCCUCCCAGUUACACAUUGUUGUCAUGGUAACAACAGAUAGUGCAGCUGGGUUGUUGGCAGCAGAAAAAACUACCAAUUCGUAUCUAUGUCAGAGAAUAGAAGACGAUUCGUCAGAGUGAUGCAACAACCGCAGUCAGCCGGUCAGUGACCUCACAAAUUUGUUCAAGAAACGCCAAUAAAGUUGGGUAACACCUGGGAGGGGUGGUCUGGGUUCCUAACCGACACGUUUUUGUUUGGUCAGGAUGGAAUGUCAGAUGAUUCAACACUUUCUGGUCUGGGCCAUAUCACAAUAACAGCACUGAAAAGUUAUUUUCAACUGACGGAUGAAAAAAAAAGAUUACAAAGCAAUAUAUAACCGACACACCACUCUGCUUUGGUAUAAUGAAUUAAGUGCAUGUGACAACGGCAUAAUCCUAACAGCCCUACUAUCUAAGCAUGUAUCGCUCUGUGUUGUAUUGCUGAAUGUACUAAAUAUCCACAAGUAAUUAGACCAAGAUCAACAUGAUGCAUAGGUCUUCCAAAGUAGGAUAUGAGUGUUUUCACGGUCUUUUGAACUUUAUACUGUAUUUAAAACAAUUUUCAUAAUGCUGUAUUAAAUGUGCUGCAAGCUUAGUUAUUUCCAUUGAUCAUAUCAUUGGGUCAUAUUGACUCCUCGUCUCCUGUCUACUCAGUCACCUUUCUACUGCAUUUAAACGGCUGUUACAUAUUUUAUGUUUCUUACUACUAAUACUUUAUAAUACCAUAUUUAUAAAGACAAAUAAAAUCAACAUACUCAAAACACAAAUA